Molecule: messenger RNA, 4767 nt
Organism: Solenopsis invicta (red fire ant)
Lineage: Eukaryota; Metazoa; Arthropoda; Insecta; Hymenoptera; Formicidae
Product: proton-coupled amino acid transporter 1
Exons: 11
Coding region: 884-2353 (489 amino acids)
Biological process (GO): amino acid transmembrane transport
Cellular component (GO): vacuolar membrane
Molecular function (GO): amino acid transmembrane transporter activity
Source: RefSeq, a predicted model, not a curated record
AAUUAAAUUGCGUGCUAUCUGGGUAGGGAUGGAAUAAGAAAGAGAGACGAGAAGGGAAUCGGGGAAAGUGUUCAAAGAUCACAAGCUCAUGAAUGGAAAUUUUAUAAACAUGACCUUGAUCUUUCGAAUUAUCGGAAUGCUUCAAUUUUAUUUUUAAGAUGUUUAUCUUGCGAAAAGUGUUUUAUUCUCAAAGAUUCUCCGAAAUUAAGAGACGUGCUCACUUUCUCGCGCAAUAUAUUUUUAUCAGCCUUUUUAAAUGAUUUAAUCACAGAUGAUAGUCCAAACAGAAGUACGAUCACGUCUCAAUCACUCGACUGAAGUGUCAGUGACAUUCGAUAAAUUCUCGUUUGUAAAGUAUCAGGAAUUUUCCUCGAGCCUCUCUCUCUCUCUUUCUUUCUCUCUCUUUCUCUCUGAAAUUCCCUCCCUCCUUUUCGAAAUGUUCGAACGCCUAUUGGCACUUUGACGCAAACGCGACUCGCGUUCGAUAAAGGUGCACGUGAUCGGCGACUAAAGAGUGCUGGUGAACGCUUCUAUUUUGGUGAUAUCGUCGCCGGCAGCGGUAACAUUGCCAAAAAGUGAAUUUGCAUCGGUCAGAGAAGACGCUGCAGUUUCUUCGAGCGAAACACGUGUCUAGUGAUUUAGGUCGUCCGGCUGCUCGCAUCGUCUGUUUAAUCGUUUUGUAGGCUCGCGGAAUCACGAAUACACCUACAUGACGUGAAUCUAGUAACACCGCGAGAAAUGCCAAACGUAAUUAGCUCUCGUCUGUGUGGCUUAAGAUUCGAUUAAUUGAAUGACAUUACUUUACUCUCCUUUCCGAUUGAAACAAUCAUACAUGGUCGGUACGUUGAGAAAAACCCUCUGACGAAUUACGACAGCAAUUACGAUGGAAAUGAACAAUACUUCGAUUUCUGUGAUCACGCCAAAGAAGAACUCUAUUCACGGCGACGAAACAACUUUUAAGCAGCCACUUGGAAAUAGUGGGACGUAUGGAGCAUUCCAAUCGAAGGAUCCCAUUCUGGCGACUGAAAAGGGUUGCGAUGUCAAAGGUGGAAGCAACGAGCACGGUAUCUCCGUGCAUCAUCCCACGUCGUACCUGGAAACCAUGAUGCAUCUGUUCAAGGGUAACGUCGGUUCAGGGAUCUUUGCGUUGGGAGAUGCUUUCAAGAACGCCGGAUUGCUGCUGGCACCCCCGCUGACGAUCUUCCUUGGUAUCAUCUGCGUGCACGCUCAACACAUUCUCAUUAAAUGCAACGAAGAAGUAACGCGUCGCGUUGGCGAUGGCACCAACACGAGUGGAUUUGCCGGAACCGUGGAGAUGUGCUUUGCCACUGGUCCCAUUGGAUUUCGUAAAUAUUCGACUCUCAUGAGAAAAUUGGUUAAUGUGUUUUUGUGUAUCACGCAACUCGGAUUCUGCAGCGUAUAUUUCGUUUUCAUUUCCACGAACAUGAAGCAGGUACUGGACGCCCACGGGAUCGAGAUGGACGUUCACGAACACAUGGCCGUGGUGUUGAUUCCUAUAAUGCUCAGCACCUGGAUCAGAAAUCUCAAGUAUUUGGUACCAGUGUCCUCGAUAGCGAAUUUUCUAAUGAUCGCUGGUUACAUCGCCACCAUGUACAUCAUGAGCCACGACGUGCCGUCCAUAUACGAGAGGAGAUAUGUCGCGGAUUGGAACAAUCUACCUCUGUUCUUCGGUACUGUGAUAUAUUCCUUCGAGGGUAUUACUCUAGUACUGCCACUAAAGAAUGAAAUGAGGAAACCUAGCAACUUUAACAAGUCGCUAGGUGUUCUCAAUGUCGGUAUGGUGAUAGUCGGUUCUAUGUUCGUCGCAAUGGGUUUUCUGUCUUAUCUAAAGUACGGUGACGACGUUGCUGGUUCGGUCACGCUCAAUCUUGCACAAAAGGAGAUGGUGGACGGGAUUGUCAUCUACAAUCAAUUAAGCUUACCGCAAUGCAUCAAGACCGCCAUCUCUUUGAGCAUAUUGCUUACCUACGCCUUGCAGUUUUACGUCCCGAUCGCCAUAAUAUGGCCCGGCAUCGUUGACAAAUUCGGUCCAUUUAAAUGGCCAGUGUUGUCGGAGAUUAUUUUCCGUUCCGUCAUGUGCUUUAUCACAUUUAUUCUGGCGGAGGCGAUACCAAAAUUGGGUCUCUUCAUAUCCCUGGUCGGCGCGGUCAGUAGCACCGCCCUCGCGCUCGUGUUUCCGCCGAUCAUCGAGAUGAUUGUCUGCUGGCACAACACUAAUCUUGGUUUUUGCACAAUCGCAAAGGACGUUAUGAUAGUGCUGAUCGGCGUGUUGGGCUUCGCCACCGGGACGUAUGAGAGCAUGACGGCGAUCAUUAAUUCGUUCAGCAACUGAAUUGAACGCGCUUCGGACGCUCUGUACAAAUUAUUCUUAAUUUCUCUCUCGUGAACGCGCGCGCGCGCGAGUUUAAUGGACCAUGACACCUACGGUAUUUCCGCGCGCGGAUCGUGAAACUCGCGCACACUUCCAAAUUUUGCAUGCUAGUAGAUGUUGGCCGCGCCACACUCGCUGUCGACAUUAACCAUUUUAACCUGACGAUAAUAAUUUAUGUGUGAUAUAUCGAUAGAUAUAGCUGAUAAGAUAGAGUCAACGUAGGUUGUGGACACCAGUGAUUGUUAAUAAUCCUUAGAGAAAUUUAAUACUGGCAAUAUUUAUUUGCUUAGUGGUUAUUUAUACAGAUAUUCCACUACACUAACAUUUACCUCGUCUUACGAAUUUUUGAAUUUAUGACCAGCGUGUUAUUGACUAAAGAUAAAUUUAUGAAUUAUAAGGAAGUUGUUUAAGUACUCGAUCUGGGGUGUAAUUCAAAUUAAAUAAAAAUUUUAUUUGCUUUAAUAGCAAAUGUUGAGAGUUAUACUUUAAAAAAAUUUGUUUUUUAAUCACUUGUCAAAAUUAAUCUGUUUGAAUUAAAUAUUAACUUUAUAGUAACAAAUGUUAUAUUAAGGAUUAUAAUCUUACAAAGUUUCUGUUUUGUUAUUUUCUCAGUAGAAUUUUAUAAUUGUUUGCAAUAAUGAAAUAAAUAUUUUGCGUAAAUAAUGUUUUAUUUAUGUGAAAUAUAAAUGCUAUUCGAUUUAAGAUUAAUUCAGUUAAAAUCUCAGAACGUAAUCCCGUCGAUACCUGUACUUUCUUUGAGUAUUAAAAGCAUUAACACUGGUGUUUUUAAUAUUUUAUAAUAAGUAAUUAAACAUUCUCCAAAUAUUGACAGUAUUAAAUUUCUUCAAGGGAAUAAUUGUUCAGACAAUGCAAGUCCUUUGAAAGCGUUGUUUGUAUCGUGCUUUAUUUGUUCAAUGAAUUUACACGAGUUAAUUUAGGCUUUCAUUUGUAAUAAUGAAUUGAAGUACAACGCAGUAAUCUAUAUGACGUAAAACGUAAGAAAAGUAAAUAAAAAUAGACCCUUUAGCGAUUAUGCACACAGAUCUUGCAGCAGUGAUGCAGAUAGAUAAAUACUCGAUAUUUUCGACUGGUACUCAUUCUUUUAAAUCCAAGGAUUUGACUUAGCAAAUUGUUCUUGCUUUAAUUCCCUAGAAAUAGAACACGGAUUGUUAACUAAUCAAACUAGUCGAUCGUAAUAUCUAGUACUACGAUAGACUACUAAUUGAAAUAGUAAUUAUGGAUAAGGAAAAAACAUCCAUGUGCUAAUUACCGUUAAAUUUUUCAUAAAAAUAGAAAUCUGGUUUUAGAAAACUACUUGACAUUUUUAGCACAUUAAUUAAUUCUAAGAACAGCAAAAUAGUAAAAAGUAAUCGAUAUUGCAUGUUACUGCAAAAAAAUUCCACGUCUCGAAUAUCAAAAAAUUGUACUGUCUGUUAUGCGACAGAUAAAAACUAUUCGUGACGAAGACAUAGUUUGUCUAAAUGGUUUUGUUUGUAGUUGCAAUUGAGCGUUGUAAUAGCGGCGUUAACUGUACGUUAUAUUUAUUUAUAUGCCUUAGAGUUAGUUUUACCAACAUCAAUUACUUUAAAACCUCUUUUCUUUGUUAUAAAUUUAAAGAGAAAGAGAAUAAAAGAGAGUAGAUCGGUUAAACUAAUAUAGGUGAAGCUAACUCUUGACAUGAAUGAUAUUUCUAAGGGACAGCAUGUGAACAAAAAAAGCCGAACAAUCUUUAAUUGUAUAUUGUAUAUCGUAAUCUUACUUUAUUGUUAAACUUUUUAUAUACUCGUAGCGGCGCUUAUGAUACGAAACAUAAUGAACAGCAAACACAAUAUUUAAAAAAAAAAAUGAAUCAUCGACUACGUACAAUUUCGAUACCCUAUAUCAACUGAUGUAAUUAAUUCCCCCAUACUGAUAUCGAAGAUUCGGCGAGGAUCCUUCGUAAAUUUCCAAAUCCCGUCAACGUGUUAAACAUACAGUUAAUUUAUUGUAAAUUAACUGUGCUGAUAAAGAAAACACACGUCAACUGCUGACGUCGCGAAACGUUUCUCAUAGGAAAAUCCAGAUCUCUCAAUCGGAAUUGAAACGGUUUUCCAUCUCUACGUAAGUAGCGUCUAUUGCAGUAUUAAAGUUGGAACGAAGAAAAUACUCAUUAACGAUAAGACGCUGUGAAUAUUAAUUCACAAUAUGAGCGGUACAACGUUACUGUGCCCCGUAUUACCGAAGUACAAAACCCACUCAGGGAAAACUUAUAUUAACGUACGUAUAUAUCUUCUUUCUUUAAUAUAUUUAACAGCAGCGUGUAAGACGAUUAUCUCAGCGAGAUGCUGAGGCUGAUGGAGGACAAAGAGAUAUCAAUAAACAUGUGGCACAACGAA